Messenger RNA from Phytophthora sojae, 2692 nucleotides. RefSeq lists its product as hypothetical. Lineage: Eukaryota; Oomycota; Peronosporomycetes; Peronosporales; Peronosporaceae. Bases 1211 to 2518 code for a protein of 435 amino acids. The transcript has 2 exons. The record is from RefSeq and is a predicted model, not a curated record. Gene Ontology annotation, biological process: phosphocreatine biosynthetic process. Gene Ontology annotation, molecular function: creatine kinase activity.
UGGUGUGGUGCAGACUUCGGUGCACGACAUGAACCCGUCGGUGCUCGGCUCGUGCGGCCGCUUUGAGGAGCGUCAGGUCGGCAACGAGCGAUACAACAUCUUUAUGGAGUGUGCCGAGGCCAAGAGCGCCACGAUCGUGCUGCGCGGUGGUGCCGAGCAGUUCAUCGAGGAGGCUCACCGAUCGGUGCACGACGCGCUCAUGGUUGUGAAGCGCGCCGUGGCUUCGUCUACGGUUGUGGCUGGCGGUGGCGCCAUUGAGAUGGAGAUCUCGCGCCACCUGCGCCAGUACGCGCGCACCAUCGAGGGCAAGGCGCAGCUGCUGGUGAACGCCUACGCCAAGGCGUUCGAGAUUAUCCCUCGCCAGAUCGCCGAGAACGCCGGCCACGACGCGACCGACAUUCUCAACCGCCUGCGCCAGAAGCACUUCAAGGAUCCGGAGGAGGGCAAGUGGUUCGGCGUCGACAUCACUACGGGCGGCAUCUGUGACACAUACGAGUCUCACGUGUGGGAACCUGCGGCCAACAAGAUUAACUCGAUCGCGGCGGCGACGGAGGCAGCAUGCCUCAUUCUGUCCGUGGACGAGACCGUGCGUAACCCCAAGUCGGAGCAGCCGCAGGCCGGCCCCGCUGGUGGCGCGCCUAUGAGCGCGGCCAUGGGCGGCCAGGGCAUGCGUGGCAUGAUGGGCGGCGGCCGGGGAGGCCUCAGCGGCAUGGGCCGCGGUGUGCGCGCUUUCCGCGGCAAGGGUGGCGCAUAAGCGCCGCGCAUGCCGAUAUUUGCUGCGCCUUUAGGUAGAGACAACGCGGCCUGACCCCGACCCGGGAGGCUGCGCGAGGGCUUGUGACUUUGACUUUGAGGAGGGAGAGAGCCAGGCAAGAAACCGUGUAGGUGUGGGGGCCGUGGUAAAGUUGCGGCUGACGUCGACACAAAAACAUACUUAUUGAGUACAAGUUCACUGCCAAACUACGAUCGCAAACGUCUCGUUACGCAGAGCUACAAGGCUGCUACGUGCGCUGGAAGAGCACGCUGAGGGCUUGACAAUUGCUUUGACCCUGAAGUAGCAACCACGUUGAAGUUGGUGACCAAUCUUGCGAAUCUUUGAGCGACGCUUGGGUUAAGAUCUUUCAAGUGCUGGACGCCGUUCAUUUUCGGACUCUCCGGUCACUACCCAAGCGUCUAGGAAGCCUCGCUCGCCUCGCCCCUCGCAAGCACCAUGUUGAGUCGCAUGCUCAAGUCCAACGCCCGCUAUAUCGCGGGGGCCGGCGCCGUGACGCUCGGCCUGGCCGCGUCGACCAUGGUGCAGCCCAAGACCGCGGAGAGCUCCAACUCGACGGCCGAAGUGCUGCUGGACAUCUCGGGCCGCCUCAAGAACAUCGAGAGGGACCUGGGCAUCGGCGGCGGCGGCGCUGCGGCCGCCAAGUCCAAGUACAACAACUACCCCGUGCUCACGCCCAAGCACAAGAGCCUCAUGGCCAAGCACCUGACGCCCGAGAUCUACGACAAGCUCAAGGACCGCAAGACGGCCAGCGGCUACACAAUCGACCAGGCCAUCCAGACGGGCAUCGACACGCCCCACCUAGGCGUGGGCGUCGUGGCCGGCGACGAGGAGUCGUACCAUACCUUCAAGGACCUCAUGGACCCCGUCAUCGAAGGCUGGCACGGCUACAAGCCCACGGACACCCACAAGACGGACAUCGACCCGUCCAAGAUCCGCAACGGCAAGAUCCCGGACAGCUACGUCAUCUCGACCCGCAUCCGUGCUGGCCGCAGUGUGCGUGGCCUGGCACUGCCGCCUGGAACUUCGCGUGGCGAGCGUCGCGAGGUGGAGCGCGUGCUGUCCAAGGCCCUGAGCAACCUCACCAAGGACCUGGCGGGCAAGUACUACCCGCUGAGCAAGAUGACCAAGGAGGAGGAGCAGCAACUCAUCGACGACCACUUCCUCUUCCAGAAGCCCGGUGGUGGCACCUUGCUGACCAACGCUGGCGCCGCGCGCGACUGGCCCGAUGGGCGUGGCAUCUUCCACAACAACAACAAGACCUUCCUGGUCUGGGUGAACGAGGAGGACCACAUGCGCGUGAUCGCCAUGCAGAACGGUGGCAACAUCCAGGAGGUGUUCGACCGCUUCAGCCGUGGUGUGUCGGACGUCGAGAAGGUCGUCAAGGGCGAGGGCCGCGAGUACAUGUACGACAACCACCUGGGCUUCGUGUGCACGUGCCCGUCCAACCUAGGCACGGGUCUGCGCGCUAGCGUCAUGAUCAAGUUCCCGCACCUGUCCAAGGAGUCCGAGCGCUUCUACAGCUUGUGCUCUGCUCUGGGCCUCCAAGCUCGCGGUUCGAAGGGCGAGCACUCGCCCCCUGGCCCCGGUGGUGUCUACGACGUCUCCAACAAGGCCCGCAUCGGCUUCUCGGAAGUGGAGCUGGUGCAGACCAUGAUCGACGGCAUCUGGAAGCUCAUUGAGCUCGAGGAGGACCUGAAGAAGGGCCGCUCGAUCGACAAGAAGGUCGCCGCCAUCUUGAAGUAGGCCAUGCAUGCAACGCGAGACUUGAGACCAUCAAGCAGCGCUCUUGUGAAUGUUGAAAGGGUGGGGAGGUGUGACAGAUGAAGCCUCACCGCAUCAGUCAGGGAGGAAAUCUACGCGCAGUUGAGAGAUAACAACAUGAGCUGAAAAACAAAUAAAAAGUGAAGUCUCUUCAUC